This is a messenger RNA of Poecile atricapillus (Black-capped chickadee), 1156 nucleotides long. It is a transcript of the gene GRINA, whose product is annotated as glutamate ionotropic receptor NMDA type subunit associated protein 1. Lineage: Eukaryota; Metazoa; Chordata; Aves; Passeriformes; Paridae. The annotation marks the transcript as partial. The record is from RefSeq and is a predicted model, not a curated record. Gene Ontology annotation, biological process: negative regulation of apoptotic signaling pathway. Gene Ontology annotation, cellular component: endoplasmic reticulum; membrane; Golgi apparatus. The transcript has 4 exons.
AUUAACUGCAACCCCCCCGUGGCCCACCCCACCUGUCCGCAGGUGUUCCUGGUGCUGACGCUGCAGCUGACCGUCACCUUCGCCUUCGUCACCGUCUUCACCUUCGUCAAGGGCGUGCGGGGCUUCGUGCAGCGCAACGUGUGGACGUACUACGUGUCCUACGCCGUCUUCUUCAUCUCCCUCAUCGUCCUCAGCUGCUGCGGAGACUUCCGGCGCAAGCACCCCUGGAACCUCGUGUCCCUGUCCAUCCUGACCGUCAGCCUGUCCUACAUGGUGGGGAUGAUCGCCAGCUUCUACGACACCGAGGCCGUCAUCAUGGCCGUGGGCAUCACCGUCGUCGUCUGCUUCACCGUCGUCAUCUUCUCGCUGCAGACCAAGUAUGAUUUCACCUCGUGCCGGGGCGUUCUCAUCAUCUGCCUGGUCGUGCUCAUCCUCUUCUCCAUCCUCUGCAUCUUCAUCCGGAACCGCAUCGUGGACAUCGUCUACGCCUCGCUGGGGGCCCUGCUCUUCACCUGCUUCCUGGCGGUGGACACGCAGCUGAUCCUGGGGAACAAGCAGCUGGCGCUGAGCCCCGAGGAAUACAUCUUCGCCGCGCUCAACCUCUACACCGACAUCAUCAACAUCUUCCUCUACAUCCUCGCCAUCAUCGGCAGGGCCAAGGAGUAACCGCGGCCCCCCCCCCACCCCGCUCGGGACCCCCCUCCCCGUAGCCGGUUUUGUUCUCUCAUCGCGUUCCCCGGCGGUUCCUGCCCCGCGGGGCCCCCCCCGUUCCUCCCCACCGUGAUCACGGUUCCCCCCCUUGCGUUGAACGCGGACUGGAAGCACUUUGGAGCCCCUCCCCCGUCCCCGUGUCCUGUCCCCUCCCCGUCCCCGCUCGGGCAGCGCAGGCAGGGGCGGUGGUGGCACUGCAGACCCCCCCGAGCCGCGGUCCCUGCCUGUGGCACCUCCAGACGCCCCCCAGCCACCGCUCCCGCGUGGAUGUGCCACCACAAGCCCUGGAGCCACUGUCCCCGUGUGUCCCCAGAGCCCCCCAGCACCCUCAGACCCUCCUGCUCCGAGCCACGCUCCUCUCACGGAGCCACUCCCCGACCCCCCCCCAGGCCACCAGCCCUGCCUGUCCCCACCCCCAGACCCCUCCCGCCCCCUCCCCAUCCCG